CAGGCCACAGCCCGCGUCUUUGACCUCACGAAUUGUUUUAUCACCGUCGCACUGUCGGGUAUGUAGUAGUAAAAUCCAGCUCUCAGAAGGUGAUCUUUUCUUCGAAGGGACUGUAGCUCUGGCUAUGAAGGAGCGCGUUCUCUGGCUUGACGGCCUUCGAGGCGUCGCAUCUGCUAUAGUAGCUUUAUUCCAUGCAAAGUCCUUCGAGCCUCAGAGCGUCCUUGGGUUUCUGUUCAACUCCUACUGGGAUGAACCAGCUGAAGAGAACCGGCGUUUCAUCCAGCUCCCUCCCAUUCGGCUUCUAUUCUCUGGUGCGUCAAUGGUAGCUUUGUUUAUGGUUAUAUCCGGCUACGCAAUCUCUCUCCCACUUCUCCAAUCCCGUGGAGACACUCUUACCAAUGUCCUUGCGAACAAUGAUGGCUUUUUUCGCCGCCUGGCUUCCGCUGCAACCCGUCGAAUUUUUCGCAUCUAUUUGCCUUGCAUCGUGAUCAUCUUUGUCUCCCAAUUUCUAUACUUCUGCGGUAUCUACCAAUGGGAGCCCCCGAGCGACGACUGGGUCUGGGGUCUAAAGCCCUUCACGGCGCCGCUGUCGCAUAUUCAUUAUGCGCUUUGGCAUGUGCUACAUCUGCUGGAUAUCAGCAACCACGGAAUCGAUAUCAACUUUGUCCGCCCACGACCUGACUUUGCAAAUCUGAAUUACCAGCUCUGGACUAUGCCUGUUGAGAUUCGUGGCUCAUGCAUGGUAUAUCUGCUGAUCUUGACCUUUGCAUUCUGGAGACCUCGACCCCGAUAUCUGGCUCUAAUAGCCGUGGCAGCAUAUUGGCUUUAUAUCGGUCAAUGGGAUCUAUUUGCCUUUGUUGCAGGAAUGCUUCUUGGAGAAGGACACGUCUCAGAUCAUUGUGGACCAGCUGGCGAGAUUGAACUGCCCUGCAAUCAUUCCGAGACUCGGAGAGCUGUGACUGAUGUCUGGACAAAAUUCAAGGUCCUCAUCGGUCGAUUUCUACCAGCAGCCAGCUUCGUUUUAGGCAUCUACCUCCUUUGUAUGUGCCACGCCGAUAAAGUUUCGCCCGAGUAUCGAUUUCUCCUCGCGAUUCAAUCUCCUUCCUGGGAUCACCCGGAGAUGUUCUCAAGAUGUUGGAGAAGCAUUGGAGCUACUCUCGCGAUCUAUGCAAUCCGUGAAUCCGCCCUUCUACAGUCCCCACUUAACUCGCAGCCUGUGCAAUACUUGGGGGAAAUUUCAUUCCCACUAUAUGUGAUUCAUGUGAUGGUCUAUUUCAUUUUCAAACGGCCAGUUAGAAGUAUGUUAUGGUUCAUCGUGACACAGACGCCUUAUCCAGGCACUGUUGAGGCAAGCAGGACGCAUCCCGUGGCAUUCUGUAUGGCUUUUGGAGGAUCUGUUGUUGUUUGCCUUAUGAUUAUGGUUCUGGUGGCAGAACUAUGGAAUCGUUUUGUUGAUAGGAAAUGCAUGAUGCUGGCACGAAGAUUUGAAAAGUGGGUUACUUCUUAAGGAUCGGUUGUUUAUAGGUCAUCCGUUUGCUUCUCCUACAAAUCUGCUUGAUUCUAUUACUUUAAUAUUACUUCAUGCUUUAUCAAGAAGAG
This is a messenger RNA of Paecilomyces variotii, 1599 nucleotides long. Its product is annotated as acyltransferase 3. Gene Ontology annotation, cellular component: membrane. NCBI's taxonomy places the organism in Eukaryota, Fungi, Ascomycota, Eurotiomycetes, Eurotiales, Thermoascaceae. Gene Ontology annotation, biological process: polysaccharide biosynthetic process. Gene Ontology annotation, molecular function: acyltransferase activity, transferring groups other than amino-acyl groups. The transcript has a single exon. Bases 125 to 1507 code for a protein of 460 amino acids. The record is from RefSeq and is a predicted model, not a curated record.